AUGCUUUACGAACAUUAUUACCUUUUUUUAUUAAUUAAUAGUCAUGCAUUUACAAUCAUAGGAAUUGAAUUAUUGAAAGAUUUUAUUCAACAUAGUACAAGUUCCUAUGUUCUUGCUAAAUUUGCUCUAGCUCAACUUAUAGAUGAUAUUGAUUUUCGAAUAUUAACUUAUCUUGAACAACAACAAUUAAAACAACAGUACCCUGAUAUACGUGUUCGUCAAGCAACUGCUUCGACUUUUGCUAAUCUUAGAAAAUAUAUUAAUACAAAUGAAAGUGAUUUUCAAGCUGCUGUACUCGAUUUACUUGUUCAAUUACUUUUAAUUCGUGUUAAUUAUACAAGUGGACAUGAACCUGAAACACAUGUUGGAAGUCAUUUAUUCGUUUCUGAAGGAAUACAUUUAUAUGAAAGUGGUCUUACAUUAGUUUUAUUAAUUGAACAAUUUCUUCCAUUACCAUUAAAUAAACAAUUAUUACCUAAAUAUAUACCAUAA
Messenger RNA from Rotaria sp. Silwood1, 492 nucleotides. NCBI's taxonomy places the organism in Eukaryota, Metazoa, Rotifera, Eurotatoria, Philodinida, Philodinidae. The record is from the annotation of a GenBank genome assembly.